ACGCUCUGAAUGCUCUUUCUCGACUCUCGGCUCCGUCAAUGAUUGAUUUCUCUUAGAUAAGAAAGCCUCUCUACACCAUGACCUAACCUAACACAUAUGUCAUGCUGAUUAUUGAAUGUAUACAUUAGGCCUGCGAUCCAGUUGACGUUCCAAAUGCUUUCGAACAUUUUCUAUCCUUCUUUUUAUUCCUCCGGAUAAAAAGAAGGAACUGAAGUGUUUUGAAGCGUUUGGAGCAUCAACUGUAACGCUGGACUCCUGCGUAGACCUUGGGUCUGUUCUUUAUAGCUGCACUGCUGAACUGGUGCAAUACAUUAAAGUGAGACAAGUGUAUUUUUUCUCGCUCUAACUUAUUGCAGUUUAGCAGUGCAGCUAUAAAGGACAGAUUCUCUGUCGCUUUAGCUACAGUUCUUUUUACAGUUUUACAGUUACUUAAUUUUUUUCCCUACAAUGCUUGAUUAUGUAAUCUAUUUCAUAACAAUUACAAAAAGAUACAAUGUAUAUAUCCACAAUUAAAAGAAUGGAUUUAUUUCAUAUAUCUGGGACUCCUUACGCUAAUGGUUUCUUUAGAGUUAAAUUAGCUCUUGGGAAAUACUUUCCACAAGAGCCACCAAAGGCUUAUUUCCUCACAAAGAUUUUUCAUCCCAACGUAGCGAAAAAUGGUGAAAUAUGCGUCAGCACAUUAAAAAAGGAUUGGAAACCAGAUCUCGGAAUACAACAUAUAUUAUUGGCUGUAAAAUGUUUGCUAAUAGUGCCAAAUCCUGAAUCUGCUUUAAAUCCAGAAGCUGGCAGAUUACUUUUUGAAAAUCAUGAUGAAUAUUCAGAGCGAGCAAAAAUGAUGACAGAGAUACAUGCGCAAGGCGGUGGAAAAGGCAGCAAGGUAGGUUUGGAAAGUUGUGCCUCUUCGGAAGCCGGGGGAUCUCUUCCAAAAAAGCAUGCAGGUGAUAAAAAAUUAACAGCGGAAAAGAAAAAAAUGUUAAAAGAUAAGAAGAGAACAUUGAAAAGAUUAUAAUAAGGAGAAUCAAUAUUAUUUAUCUGUUUUUUUGUAAUUUAAAACACUGGUGUGGUAAUGUUGCCUCGUAUUGUACACAAUUAUUAAUGCAUAGUAAAAUUUUAUUAUCUGAA
Messenger RNA from Ooceraea biroi (clonal raider ant), 1122 nucleotides. Its product is annotated as ubiquitin-conjugating enzyme E2 S. The record is from RefSeq and is a predicted model, not a curated record. Lineage: Eukaryota; Metazoa; Arthropoda; Insecta; Hymenoptera; Formicidae.